Messenger RNA from Closterium sp. Naga37s-1, 4542 nucleotides. Lineage: Eukaryota; Viridiplantae; Streptophyta; Zygnematophyceae; Desmidiales; Closteriaceae. The record is from the annotation of a GenBank genome assembly.
AUGCUCUCCCGGACGCCCCAGAGCAUCGCGAUGCUCUCCCCAGACGCCCCAGAGCAUCGCGAUGCUCUCCCCGGACGCCCCAGAGCGUCGCGAUGCUCUCCCCGGACGCCCCAGAGCGUCGCGAUGCUCUCCCCAGCCGCCCCAGAGCGUCGCGAUGCUCUCCCGGACGCCCCAGAGCGUCGCGAUGCUCCCCGGACGCCCCAGAGCGUCGCGAUGCUCUCCCCAGCCGGCCCAGAGCGUCGUGAUGCUCUCCCCGGACGCCCUAGAGCGUCGCGAUGCUCUCCCCGGACGCCCCACAGCGUCGCGAUGCUCUCCCCGGACGCCCCAGAGCGUUGCGAUGCUCUCCCCGGACGCCCCAGAGCAUCGCGAUGCUCUCCCCGGACGCCCCAGAGCAUCGCGAUGCUCUCCCCGGACGCCCCAGAGCGUCGCUAUGCUCUCCCCGGACGCCCCAGAGCGUCGCGAUGCUCUCCCCGGACGCCCCAGAGCAUCGCGAUGCUCUCCCCGGACGCCCCAGAGCGUCGCGAUGCUCUCCCCGGACGCCCGAGAGCGUCGCGAUGCUCUCCCGGACGCCCCAGAGCGUCGCGAUGCUCUCCCCAGCCGCCCCAGAGCGUCGCGAUGCUCUCCCCAGCUGCCCCAGAGCGUCGCGAUGCUCUCCCCGGACGCCCCAGAGCGUCGCGAUGCUCUCCCCGGACGCCCCAGAGCGUUGCGAUGCUCUCCCCGGACGCCCCAGAGCGUCCCGAUGCUUCUCCCAGGAUGCCCCAGAGCGUCGCGAUGCUCUGCCCGGACGCCCCCCAGAGCGUCGCUAUGCUCUUCCCGGACGCCCGCCUGAGCGUCGCGAUGCUCUCCCCGGAAGCCCCAAUCAUCGCGAUGCUCUCCCCGGACGCCCCUGAGCGUCGCGAUGCUCUCCCCGGACGCCCCAGAGCGUCGCGAUGCUCUACCAGGACGCCCAGAGCGUCGCGAUGCUCUCCCCAGCCGCCCCAGAGCGUCGCGAUGCUCUCCCCGGACGCCCCAGAGCGUCGUGAUGCUCUCCCCGGACGCCCCAGAGCGUCGCCACGCUCUCCCCGGACGCCCCAGAGCGUCGCGAUGCUCUCCCCGGACGCCCCAGAGCAUCGCGAUGCUCUCCCCAGACGCCCCAGAGCAUCGCGAUGCUCUCCCCGGGACGCCCCAGAGCGUCGCGAUGCUCUCCCCGGACGCCCCAGAGCGUCGCGAUGCUCUCCCCGGACGCCCCAGAGCGUCGCGAUGCUCUCCCCGGACGCCCCAGAGCGUCGCGAUGCUCUCCUCGGACGCCCCAGAGCGUCGCGAUGCUCUCCCCGGACGCCCCAGAGCGUCGCGAUGCUCUCCCCGGACGCCCCGAGUGAGAGCGUCGCGAUGCUCUACCCGGACGCCCCCAGAGCGUCGCGAUGCUCUCCCCAGCCGCCCCAGAGCGUCGUGAUGCUCUCCCCGAAACGCCCUAGAGCGUCGCGAUGCUCUCCCCGAACGCCCCAGAGCGUCGCGAUGCUCUCCCCGGACGCCCCAGAGCGUCGCGAUGCUCUCCCCGGACGCCCCCAGAGCGUCGCGAUGCUCUCCCCGGACGCCCCCAGAGCGUCGCGAUGCUCUCCCCGGACGCCCCCAGAGCGUCGCGAUGCUCUCCCCGGACGCCCCAGAGCGUCGCGAUGCUCUCCCCGGACGCCCCAGAGCGUUGCGAUGCUCUCCCUGGACGCCCCCAGAGCAUCGCGAUGCUCUUCCCGGACGCCCCAGAGCGUCGCUAUGCUCUCCCCGGACGCCCCAGAGCGUCGCUAUGCUCUCCCCGGACGCCCAAGAGCAUCGCGAUGCUCUCCCCGGGACGCCCCAGAGCGACGCGAUGCUCUCCCCGGACGCCCCCCAGAGCGUCGCGAUGCUCUCCCCGGACGCCCCAGAGCGUCGCUAUGUUCUCCCCGCACGCCCCAGAGCGUCGUGAUGCUCUCCCCGAACGCCCUAGAGCGUCGCGAUGCUCUCCCCGAACGCCCCAGAGCGUCGCGAUGCUCUCCCCGGACGCCCCAGAGCGUCGCGAUGCUCUCCCCGGACGCCCCAGAGCGUCGCGAUGCUCUCCCCGGACGCCCCAGAGCGUCGCUAUGCUCUUCCCGGACGCCCCAGAGCAGCGUCGCGAUGCUCUCCCUGGACGCCCCAGAGCGUCGCGAUGCUCUCCCCCGACGCCCAAGGAGCGUCGCGAUGCUCUCCCCCGGACGCCCCAGAGCGUCGCGAUGCUCUCCCCGGACGCCCCAGAGCGUCGCGAUGCUCUCCCCGGACGCCCCAGAGCGUCGCGAUGCUCUCCCCGGACGCCCCAGAGCAUCGCGAUGCUCUCCCCGGACGCCCCAGAGCAUCGCGAUGCUCUCCCCGGACGCCCCAGAGCAUCGCAAUGCUCUCCCCGGACGCCCCAGAGCGUCGCGAUGCUCUCCCCGGACGCCCCAGAGCGUCGCCACGCUCUCCCCGGACGCCCAAGAGCGUCGCCAUGCUCUCCCCGGACGCCCCAGAGCGUCGCGAUGCUCUCCCCGGACGCCCCAGAGCGUCGCGAUGCUCUCCCCAGACGCCCCAGAGCAUCGCGAUGCUCUCCCCGGACGCCCCAGAGCGUCGCGAUGCUCUCCCCGGACGCCCCAGAGCGUCGCGAUGCUCUCCCCGGACGCCCCAGAGCGUCGCGAUGCUCUCCCCCGGACGCCCCAGAGCGUCGCGAUGCUCUCCCCGGACGCCCCAGAGCGUCGCGAUGCUCUCCCCGGACGCCCCAGAGCGUCGCGAUGCUCUCCCCGGACGCCCCAGAGCGUCGCGAUGCUCUCCCCGGACGCCCGAGAGCGUCGCGAUGCUCUACCCGGACGCCCCCCAGAGCGUCGCGAUGCUCUCCCCAGCCGCCCCCAGAGCGUCGUGAUGCUCUCCCCGAACGCCCUAGAGCGUCGCGAUGCUCUCCCCGAACGCCCCAGAGCGUCGCGAUGCUCUCCCCGGACGCCCCAGAGCGUCGCGAUGCUCUCCCCGGACGCCCCAGAGCGUCGCGAUGCUCUCCCCGGACGCCCCAUGAGCGUCGCGAUGCUCCUCCCCGACGCCCCAGAGCGUCGCGAUGCUCUCCCCGGACGCCCCAGGAGCGUCGCGAUGCUCUCCCCGGACGCCCCCAGAGCGUUGCGAUGCUCUCCCUGGACGCCCCAGAGCAUCGCGAUGCUCUCCCCGGACGCCCCAGAGCGUCGCUAUGCUCUCCCCGGACGCCCCAGGAGCGUCGCUAUGCUCUCCCCCGGACGCCCAAAGAGCGUCGCGAUGCUCUCCCCGGACGCCCCAGAGCGCCGCGAUGCUCUCCCCGGACGCCCCAGAGCAUCGCGAUGCUCUCCCCGGACGCCCCCAGAGCGUCGCUAUGUUCUCCCCGCACGCCCCAGAGCGUCAGCGUCGCGAUGCUCUCCCUGGACGCCCCAGAGGCGUCGCGAUGCUCUCCCCCGACGCCCCAAGAGCGUCGCGAUGCUCUCCCCGGACGCCCCAGAGCGUCGCGAUGCUCUCCCCGGAACGCCCGAGAGCGUCGCGAUGCUCUCCCACGGACGCCCCGGAGCGUCGCUAUGCUCUCCCUGGACGCCCCAGAGCAUCGCGAUGCUCUCCCCGGACGCCCCAGAGCAUCGCAAUGCUCUCCCCGGACGCCCCCAGAGCGUCGCGAUGCUCUCCCGGACGCCCCAGAGCGUCGCGAUGCUCUCCCCCGGACGCCCCGAGAGCGUCGCGAUGCUACUACCCGGACGCCCCAGAGCGUCGCGAUGCUCUCCCCAGCCGCCCCAGAGCGUCGUGAUGCUCUCCCCGGACGCCCUAGAGCGUCGCGAUGCUCUCCCCGAACGCCCCAGAGCGUCGCGAUGCUCUCCCCGGACGCCCCAGAGCGUCGCGAUGCUCUCCCCGGACGCCCCAGAGCGUCGAUAUGCUCUCCCCGGACGCCCCAGAGCGUCGCGAUGCUCUCCCCAGCCGCCCCAGAGCAUCGUGAUGCUCUCCCCGGACGCCCCAGAGCGUCGCGAUGCUCUCCCCGGACGCCCCAGAGCGUCGCGAUGCUCUCCCCCGACGCCCAAGAGCGUCGCGAUGCUCUCCCCCGGACGCCCCAGAGCGUCGCGAUGCUCUACCCGGACGCCCCAGAGCGUCGCGAUGCUCUCCCCGGACGCCCCAGAGCGUCGCUAUGCUCUCCCUGGACGCCCCCAGAGCAUCGCGAUGCUCUCCCCGGACGCCCCCAGAAGCGUCGCGAUGCUCUCCCCGGACGCCCCAGAGCGUCGCGAUGCUCUCCCCGGACGCCCCAGAGUGUCGCGAUGCUCUCCCCGGACGCCCCAGAGCGUCGCGAUGCUCUCCCCGGACGCCCCAGAGCGUCGCUAUGCUCUCCCUGGACGCCCCAGAGCAUCGCGAUGCUCUCCCCGGACGCCCCAGAGCAUCGCAAUGCUCUCCCCGGACGCCCCAGAGCGUCGCGAUGCUCUCCCCGGACGCCCCAGAGCGUCGCGAUGCUCUCCCCGGACGCCCGAGAGCGUCGCGAUGCUCUACCCGGACGCCCCAGAGCGUCGCGAUGCUCUCCCCAGCCGCCCCAGAGCGUCGUGA